AUGUUCUGUUUCCUGCGAAGUGGUGCUGUUACUGCUCAUUCGUUUGGGCUGAUUUCUUCUGCCUGCAGAAGACAAUCUCUCCUAAAUUCUAUCAAUCCGUCGGGCCUAACCUGUCUUAAUCAUGUGCACAAAUCAAAACGCCGCCCAUGGUACAGCAGAGUUAAAACUAUUAGUGCUGGAAGGCUAACCGCUGAUGUGAUCCGCCGUCGUGCUGCCCGUUUGUUAGCUGCAAAAGCGGCGCUCGCAUGCCGUGCUGAUUGCUUCAGAACCCAUAAUCCAGCCCCAGUUGCCUUAUCCUCUAUCGAUUCGACCAAUAAACCUGAUGAUUCUACAUCUAAACUAAAACGAUUAUCUACUGCGGUCGAUGCGGGGCUAUAUGGAAAGCAUCUAGGGCAGCAAGUGCAACACCAACUUCGAAUCUGGACUGAAUCUAAUGGGGUCAAUUUUGGUAGGACUCAAGAGCAGAUCAAGAUGCAACGUUUAAGGAGGACUAAAUAUCGAAAGGCAAAACGCAAGGCCUGGAGAAAGAGAAAACUGGAACGUGCAGGGCUAUUUAAGACUAAAUUACAACUUGCUGAGACUUCUAUGUCGAGCUUACAUAAGCCAGAAAAUGGAAUCUCUGUUCUGAAUGAGGAUUCACUUUCAUCUUUACCAUCCAGCGAAUCAUCACCUCUGCAUCAAAUUUCAAACCUUAACAAAUUGCUUCUUACCGACUUCAAUCAAGUAUCCCCUUCGACUUCUGAGUGCCGGAUUAAUGAAAGGAAAGUCAAGACAAUGAAAAUCACUAAACAAAAACAAAAAACCAGAUCCUAA
This is a messenger RNA of Protopolystoma xenopodis, 813 nucleotides long. NCBI's taxonomy places the organism in Eukaryota, Metazoa, Platyhelminthes, Monogenea, Polystomatidea, Polystomatidae. The record is from the annotation of a GenBank genome assembly.